AUGGAAUACUAUGACCCAGACGAGGUCAUUCCCCGAAAUUCACCGCUGCUGGUACCUCGCAAACUUACUCUGGACGGGCCCACGCCAUCGGAGCCUUGGGAUUUCGACCCUAAAAUCAACCCUCACUAUGAGCCUUGGGAACUUGACAAUCUCUUGGAAAAUGAAUUCCUCAGCUAUCCUUCGGUCAUCGCUUGUCCGGACAGUGGAUCAGAUGACAACAUUAUGUCACGGAAGCUUGCUGAUCAAUUCGGCCUCCAAGUUAUGGAUAUUCAGCAUCCAGCACCUUCAACCUUCGUGCUGGCGAACGGCCGAACAGUCUCCGCCGUUGGUCAGGUUUAUCUCAAAUUUCCCAUGAUUAUGGGAAUUGAGUUCCUCCAGGCCACAGAAACUUUGACGAAACACGGUGACCGCCUUGUAGAGGAGCUCGUUCCCUCGAUACAAGCCCUUCGGGUGUGCAGCGUUGGCCGGUCGAAGAGGGACGUUGUCUGUCGAGUCGGCAACUAUGUUGGAUGCGCCACAGCCGACACAGGAUCAGAUCUGGACCUGGUGAGCCCAGAAUUUGCAGCUUCUCGAGUCUUCGAUGUGGAAGACUCAUGUGUGGAGCUUGAAUUUGCAGAUGGGAGCACAGGCUAUACCAUAGGCAUGAUCAAGACGGCAUUCUCCAUCGGCCGCGUCAGCGACGUCGAAGGCUUCAUUCCCAGAAGCAAAGAGAUGCUUCUUGAGUUAUACAUCCUGGACAAUCUGAAUGCGGACAUUCUUGUAGGCACAGACACCAUACAAGACUUGCAGGCGUUCAGCGGUCACGAGGAUUGUUUCAUACCGGCUAUGCCCCGCCUGGGUGAAUCCGACCUCAACAUUAUUCGCUAUAUAGGUGCUGUGGAAAGAGGGUUUUCCAGGGCUUGGGAAUUUCUGAAGGAUUCUUUUACUUCCUCUGAGAAGAAACAGGCUACCGCAACCAGUAUGUCAUCGUCGCGUACGAUAUUCCUUCACCUCAGCUGA
Diaporthe citri is the source of this 999-nucleotide messenger RNA. RefSeq lists its product as uncharacterized. NCBI's taxonomy places the organism in Eukaryota, Fungi, Ascomycota, Sordariomycetes, Diaporthales, Diaporthaceae. The record is from RefSeq and is a predicted model, not a curated record. The transcript has 3 exons. The coding region runs from base 1 to 999 and encodes 332 amino acids.